AGUUGGUCGGGCCGCGAUGACAUCAGAGGGAUAUCGGGAAUUCCUCUCCCUGUAGGGUUGCGUGUGUGAAGUCGUUAUGUGACAGUACAGCGGUCCCGCGGACGCUGCCGGGAGGAAACAGCACGUACUGCAUACACGUGAGACGUAAAGUUAACUAUGUUCCCCCGCCGUGUUUUCAUCCACUCCUGAGGAAGAUGUGUCUAUGUGGAGACCAAGUUCAGGUUUAAUGAUAAAACUGAGAGAAAAUGCACCAUGGUCAUCCUCAUCUUUGCUUCCUACUCUUGAAAACAACAUCUGAGACCCAAACUGCUACCAAGGUGACCCGAGCCUGGAGGAAUUGAAUUGGUCUGUCAUGUUUCCAGAUGCCUUGGAAGCAGCUGGACGGGUGGAAGGCCUGUCGCUGUCAUCCCCUCAACCACUGCCGGAGCUUGAGGAAGAGGAGGCAGACGCAUCAGCGGAUAGGGGUUCGAAGAGACGAGGCCGUUAUCGUAAAAGCCUGCAGCUUUUAAAGCCCUUCAGGAUCACUCACAAGCAUCAGCACCCAGUUGAUAAUGCUGGCCUCUUCUCAUUCAUGACACUGCACUGGCUCUCCCCACUGGCACUGAAAGCCUAUAAGACAUCCAGCUUGUCUAUAGACGAUGUGUGGGGACUGUCUUGCCACGAAGCUUCCACAGUCAACUGCCAAAGGCUUGAGUUUUUGUGGCACGAUGAGCUCAAAAGAUGUGGACGAGAGGGAGCGUCCCUGACAAGAGUCUUCUGGAGGUUCUGUCAAACCCGCAUGCUGGUGGCCAUCUUUUCCCUCCUCCUAACAAUGGUAGCAGGCUUUGUUGGGCCCGCUCUUCUUGUUCGAGCUCUACUGGAGUAUUCUCAGAGCUCGCAGAGGUCCAUACAGUACGGCUUGUCUCUGGUAGCCGGGAUCUUCCUCAUGGAACUGAUGCGCUCCUGGUCUCUGGCGCUCAUGUGGGCCGUUAACUACCGCACUGCUGCUCGCUUGCGCGGAGCUGCUCUUACUUUUGCGUUCCAGAAGAUCCUCCGCCUGCGCAGCACUAAAGACAUCAGCCCAGGCGAGUUGAUCAACAUCUGCUCCAGUGAUGGCCAGCGGCUGUAUGAAGCAGUGUCAGUGGGCUGCCUGCUGGCAGGUGGGCCCCUGGUGGGAAUACUUGGUCUGUCCUAUACUGCAUACUUCCUGGGCCCCACUUCUCUGCUGGGGUCAGCCAUUUUCAUCAUCUUCUACCCUACCAUGAUGCUUGCAUCGAGGCUGACUGCAUAUUUCCGCAAGAAGUGUGUGGCGGUCACCGACCGGCGAGUGAGGCUGAUGAACGAAAUCUUGAGUUGCAUAAAGUUCAUCAAGAUGUAUUGUUGGGAAGAUGCCUUUGCACAGAACAUUCACACGGUGCGAUCAGAGGAGAGAGGGAUACUGGAGAGAGCUGGGGUCGUCCAGAGUCUCACAGUGGGUGUGGCUCCCAUCGUCGUGGUGAUAGCAAGUGUGUGCACGUUCACCCUACACAUGGCGUUAGGCUAUGACCUUACUGCAGCAGAGGCUUUUACUGUGGUUGCCGUUUUCAACUCCAUGACAUUUGCCCUGAAAGUCACGCCACUGGCCGUGAGAUCGCUGUCAGAGGGUGCUGUAGCUGUUAAAAGAUUUCAGAGGCUCUUUACGAUGGAUGAUAGAGAAAUGAUUCAAGACAGAGUGGAGGAUCAUGUCAAUGUAGUAGAAUUUCAGGACGCCACGCUUGCCUGGGAAAAGGCGCGCUCCCCAGUUACAAAGCCAAACCCGCCUCCCAAGAAGAGAGGAGGGAUGAAGCGUGUGCUGCGCAGGGAGAAACUUAGCCUGUACAUUUCCACAGAGGACAGCAAGGGAAACAAAGAAGGCCCAAAUGGACAAAGUCUCCUCACGAACAUGGAGCAGGAGAGCCCACAAAGCACUAUCUCUUCCACCCAAAGCAUACGACCCCCACUUCAUAAGACCCUGCACCGCAUUAAUCUACAUGUCAAGAAGGGUUCUCUGGUUGGAAUCUGUGGAGGCGUUGGGAGUGGAAAGAGCUCUCUUCUUUCUGCUCUACUUGGACAGAUGACCCUGUUAGAAGGUAAAGUAGCUGCCAGUGGGGGCUUCGCUUAUGUGUCCCAGCAAGCCUGGAUUCUCAAUGAUUCACUGAAGGAGAACAUCCUGUUUGGAAACAAGUAUGACUCAGACAAAUACAACGCUGUGCUGGAAGCAUGCUGUCUCGUCCCAGAUCUUGCAGAGCUUCCAUAUGGAGACAUGACAGAGAUUGGGGAGAGGGGUGCGAACCUGAGUGGAGGGCAACGUCAGAGGGUGAGCCUGGCACGUGCGCUCUACAGUGACCGGCCUAUACUUCUACUGGAUGACCCACUCAGUGCCGUUGAUGCUUGUGUGGGUUCCCAUAUUUUUAACAAAGCCAUCCAUGGGGCUGCUAAAGGGAAGACAGUGCUCUUUGUAACACACCAGCUGCAGUAUCUGCCUGAGUGUGAUGAUGUUAUUUUGAUGAAGGAUGGCCAGAUUGCUGAACACGGCACCCAUGCACAGCUAAUGGGUAAAGAGCGUGACUAUGCUACCCUAUUCAGCAGCAUGCAACAGGAGAAUCUGGUUAAAGAGAAUUUAAAAAACAAACAGCAAAGGGACUUUGCAAAAAAGGCUGACAGCACUGUUGAUGUUGCCAUGGUCGAACCAAAGGUGGAAAGCAAGAACAAAGAGCAACUGAUGAAAGCUGAAGAGAAAGGCUCUGGUGCAGUCGCCUGGUCUGUGUAUGGAGCUUACAUCAAAGCAGCUGGAGGUCCCAUAGUCUUUAUUAUCAACGCCUUUUUCUUCCUCUCCACCACAGGCAGUAUUGCCUUCAGUAACUGGUGGCUGAGCCACUGGAUCAGACAGGGCAGUGGGAACACAUCAUUAAUCUUGGUGAAUGAAACAGUGGCGAGCAACAGCAUGAGGCUCAACCCUCAUAUUCAGUACUACUCGACUGUUUAUGUCAUCUCCAUGGGAGUUGCUUUGCUGCUGAAGACAGUGAGAGGACUUGUGUUUGUGAGGUGCUCGGUGAAGGCUGCCUCUGCGCUCCACGACAAGCUAUUCCGCCAGCUCCUCCUCAGCCCCAUGCACUUUUUUGAUACAACACCUCUGGGUCGUAUCCUGACCCGCUUCUCCAGGGACAUGGAUGAGGUGGAUGUUCGUUUGACCAUGCAAGCUGAAAUGCUGCUGCAGAACCUGACCCUGGUGCUGUUUUGCUUGGGGAUGGUGGGCAUUGUCUUCCCUUGGUUCCUGAUCUCAAUCCUCCCCCUGGGUGCCUUCCUUUGCAUUGUCAACCGUGCGUCCAGGGUUCUGAUUCGCGAGCUGAAGCGUCUGGAGAACAUCAGUCAAUCACCAUUCACCUCUCAUAUAACCAGCAGUCUUCAGGGCCUCUCCACCAUCCAUGCCUAUGGAAGAGGGCACAGCUUCCUCCAAAGAUAUCAGGAACUGCUGGACACCAACCAGGCUACCAACUACCUCUUCAGUUGUGCAAUGCGCUGGCUGGCUGUCCGCCUGGACCUCAUCAGCAUCUCUCUUAUCACUGCUGUAGCACUUCUCAUUGUCUUCAUGCACAAUCAGAUACCACCUGCCUAUGCAGGCCUGGCUAUAUCGUAUGCAGUGCAGUUGACUGGCUUGUUUCAGUUUACGGUGCGCCUGCUCGCUGAGACUGAAGCUCGGUUUACAUCUGUUGAAAGGAUCAAUCAUUAUAUAAAGAGCCUUGACAAUGAAGCACCCAGAAAAAGUCCUGAGGCAAUCACUCCUGCCCCCUCCUGGCCUCAGCAAGGGAAGAUCACCUUCCAGGAUGUGAGCAUGCGCUAUCGACAUGAUCUGCCACUGGUGCUUAAGAGCCUGUCUUUCACCAUUCUGCCUGAAGAGACCAUCGGCAUUGUGGGCCGCACAGGAUCAGGAAAAUCCUCUCUGGCUGUAGCUUUAUUCAGGCUUGUGGAGCUGAGUGGAGGCUCCAUCAUCGUUGACGGGAUCAAUACUGGCCAGAUUGGCCUGGAUGACCUGCGGAGCAAGCUAGCCAUCAUUCCGCAAGAGCCUGUACUCUUCAUCGGUACCGUCAGGAGCAAUUUAGAUCCAUGGGAUCAAUACUCUGAUUUGCAGAUCUGGGAAGCUCUUGAGAAAACACAUAUUAAAGAAAUGGUCAGCCAGCUGCCUCAUUCACUCUACUCUGAGGUGACUGAGAAUGGGGAGAACUUCUCGGUGGGAGAACGGCAGCUACUCUGUGUGGCCAGAGCCCUGCUGAGAAACAGCAAGAUACUUAUAUUGGACGAAGCAACAGCAGCCAUUGACACUGAGACGGAUCGUCUAAUCCAGGAAACCAUUCGCAGUGCAUUCGGUAGUUGCACCACUCUCAUCAUCGCCCAUCGUCUCAACACAGUGAUGAGCUGCAGCAGGGUCUUAGUACUGGACAACGGCCAGAUUUUGGAGUUCGACUCCCCUGCAGCCUUACUGGCAGAUGAAAAUUCAAGAUUCAGAGCCAUGAUAGAAGCAACGGAAAACCAAAGCAGAUAAAACACACUGAAUGAGAACUGUGAUCCAAUAAAUUAUGCAGUUUAAUAUGUUAUUGCAUGAACACACACACACA
This is a messenger RNA of Melanotaenia boesemani (Boeseman's rainbowfish), 4610 nucleotides long. RefSeq names its product multidrug resistance-associated protein 5. The transcript has 29 exons. Gene Ontology annotation, molecular function: ATP hydrolysis activity; ABC-type transporter activity; ATP binding. Gene Ontology annotation, cellular component: membrane. Gene Ontology annotation, biological process: transmembrane transport. The coding region runs from base 353 to 4537 and encodes 1394 amino acids. The record is from RefSeq and is a predicted model, not a curated record. NCBI's taxonomy places the organism in Eukaryota, Metazoa, Chordata, Actinopteri, Atheriniformes, Melanotaeniidae.